AUGGCAAAAGAACAUGACAGUUUGUUUAAAGCACUGAAUGAUGAACAAAUUCAUGUAUAUCAGGAUAUCAUGACAGCAGUUCUUUCAAAGAAGGGAGGAUUCUUUUUCUUAUAUGGCUAUGGUGGUAUAGGUAAGACUUUUAUGUGGAAGACAUUGUCGGCUGGUCUAAGAAGCAAGGGCAUGAUUGUUUUGAACGUAGCAUCAAGUGGAAUUGCUUCUUUAUUACUUCCUGGUGGAAAAACAGCACACUCUACCUUUUGCAUCCCACUGUUAAUUAAUGAUGAUUCUUAUGGCAACAGUUUAAUUAUCUGGGAUGAAGCACCAAUGAUGAAUAGAAUGUGCUUUGAGGCAUUUGAUAGAACACUAAGAGAUAUUAUGCGAAAUGUUGAUGAUGCCAAUAAAGACAAACCAUUUGGUGGCAAAGCAGUUGUCUUGGGAGGUGACUUUAGACAAAUUCUACCAGUUAUCAAAAAAGGAUUUAGGUUUGAUAUCAUAAAAUCAUCAAUCAACUAUUCAGAGUUAUGGAAUUGUUAUACACCUUGCCAAUCUGAUGAACAAGAUGAAGUGCAAUCUGAAUGGUUUACAUCUGAAUUUUUAAAUGAUAUCAAAUGUUCAGGGAUACCAAAUCAUAAACUGAAGUUGAAAAUAGGUGUUCCAAUUAUGCUCUUGAGAAACAUUGAUCAAGCCAAAGGUCUAUGUAAUGGCACAAGAUUGCAAGUCAACCAUUUAGGCAAGAAUGUAAUAUGUGCAACUGUAAUUACUGGAAAAAACAUUGGUGAUAGGAUUUUUAUACCAAGAAUGGAUUUAGUGCCAUCUGAUUCAGGUUUGCCUUUCAAAUUUCAAAGAAGACAGUUUUCGAUAUCUUUAUGCUUUGCAAUGACGAUUAACAAAAUUCAAGGACAAACACUUUCUAAGUCGGCCUUUAUCUUGCACAACCUGUAUUCACACAUGGCCAACUAUAUGUUGCUAUUUCUAGAGUCAAGACCAAAAGAGGAUUGA
Vigna unguiculata (cowpea) is the source of this 999-nucleotide messenger RNA. The record is from RefSeq and is a predicted model, not a curated record. NCBI's taxonomy places the organism in Eukaryota, Viridiplantae, Streptophyta, Magnoliopsida, Fabales, Fabaceae.